Caretta caretta (loggerhead turtle) is the source of this 1951-nucleotide messenger RNA. RefSeq names its product ribonucleotide reductase regulatory subunit M2 (gene RRM2). Lineage: Eukaryota; Metazoa; Chordata; Testudines; Cheloniidae. Gene Ontology annotation, cellular component: cytosol. Gene Ontology annotation, molecular function: ribonucleoside-diphosphate reductase activity, thioredoxin disulfide as acceptor. Gene Ontology annotation, biological process: deoxyribonucleotide biosynthetic process. The record is from RefSeq and is a predicted model, not a curated record.
UUCUGGCGCCAAAUUCGAAGGGAAUAUAAAGUGUCCCCGGGAGCGCCGCAGCCCCACCGUCGCCUUUGCCUGUGAGAGCCGGAGUCGCCGCCUGUCUCUGCCCGCCAUCGCCGCCAUGAUCCCCGCCCGGGCCCCGUUCUCCGUCCGCAACGAGCAGCCCCGCCUGUCGCCCAUGAAGAACCUGGUCCUGACCGACAAGGAGAACACGCCCCCCGCGCUCAGCGCCACGCGGGUCCUGGCCACCAGGGCCGCUCGGAAGAUCUUCCAGGAGGCGGACGCGAAGCCGUUGAAACCCAAAGCAGUGACACAAGCUCCUAGCAAUCUGGAAGAUGAGCCCCUCCUACGGGAAAAUCCCCACCGGUUUGUCAUGUUCCCCAUCCAGUACCAUGAUAUCUGGCAGAUGUACAAGAAAGCAGAGGCUUCCUUCUGGACAGCUGAAGAGGUUGACCUUUCCAAAGAUAUUCAACACUGGGAGUCCCUGAAGCCUGAGGAGAAAUAUUUCAUUUCACAUGUCCUAGCCUUCUUUGCAGCAAGUGAUGGCAUUGUAAAUGAGAAUUUGGUGGAGCGAUUCAGCCAAGAAGUACAGGUAACAGAAGCUCGCUGUUUCUAUGGCUUCCAGAUUGCUAUGGAAAACAUACAUUCAGAAAUGUACAGUCUGCUCAUAGAUACUUACAUUAAAGAUCCAAAACAAAGAGAAUUCCUUUUCAAUGCCAUUGAAACGCUGCCCUGUGUUAAAAAGAAGGCUGACUGGGCCAUGCAGUGGAUUGGGGACAAACAUGCAACAUUUGGAGAACGUGUAGUAGCUUUUGCAGCAGUGGAAGGAAUCUUCUUCUCUGGCUCCUUUGCAUCCAUCUUUUGGUUGAAGAAGAGAGGGUUAAUGCCUGGACUCACUUUUUCUAACGAACUCAUCAGCAGAGAUGAGGGUUUGCACUGCGACUUUGCCUGCCUAAUGUUCAAGCACUUGAUUCACAAACCAUCUGAGGAAAGAGUAAGAGAAGUCAUUACCAAUGCUGUCAGGAUAGAGCAGGAAUUCUUGACAGAGGCGCUACCUGUAAAGCUGAUUGGCAUGAAUUGCACUUUAAUGAAACAGUACAUUGAAUUUGUAGCAGACCGACUUAUGUUGGAGCUGGGAUUUAGCAAGAUAUUCAAAGCAGAGAAUCCAUUUGACUUCAUGGAGAAUAUCUCACUGGAAGGCAAGACUAACUUCUUUGAGAAGCGAGUAGGAGAAUACCAGAAGAUGGGAGUAAUGUCAAAACCCACAGAUAACUCUUUCACUCUGGAUGCAGACUUUUAAAUGAACUGAGACCACUUAAGAUACGAUGGGUGUGCUGUUUUGAAUGAAAGAUUGCUUUCAAUAUGAAUUCACAUUGUGACUGGAUAUUAUACUGAAAUCCCACUCUUGAACAGUGUGGGGGGUAUGGUACUGUUUUGAGGAGGCUAGUAUAGCUACAGCAGUAAAAUUCUUUAAUUAGAUAUUGCCAAUGGUGUUAAUUCAUAGAAUGCUUAGAUGGAGUAACUUGUGUUAUAAAAUCAUUUCCUGAAAAAUCCUCAAUUCUUGAAGUGAUCUCAAAUGCCAUCCCUUGCAACAGGGAGGUUAUACACAGAUAUCACUAGUUUCUGGAAUUUCUAUCUCAGUGCUGGAAGUGCUUGAGAAAUGACAGUCUUAAAUUAGAUUUGAGAGAUUUGGCUCUCAGAUACUGUAGGGGAAGCUACAUGACCUCACUGCUUCUUAGCAGGUUUUAAGUUUACUUUUUACUAUUUGUAAUAGUUUGUACAUAAACCUGGCACUUUAAUAUUAAAAUAAAGAACUCUGACGUAGUGUUUUUGGCAACAUUAAUAUUGAAGCUUGAGUUUAUACUAAACUUUUAGACAUCGCAUUGCAUGAUAACCUUUUUUGUUUUUAUUCUUAUUUACUUGUAUGUAACUUAAAAUGAUAAAGCUUUGAAUCAGA